Messenger RNA from Cylicostephanus goldi, 977 nucleotides. The record is from the annotation of a GenBank genome assembly. Lineage: Eukaryota; Metazoa; Nematoda; Chromadorea; Rhabditida; Strongylidae.
UCCACGUUUCCUUCUGGCGGACGAUACGCAGGGCAUUGGCUAGGGGACAACACCGCCACAUGGGAAGAUCUCCAGUCGGCCGUGAUCGGUGCCCAAGAAUUCAAUAUGUUUGUCCCAUAUUGGGCGUUACAGAAAGAAACCUUAACGCAAAAGUCAAUUAAGAAAACCACAUCCAGAUAUAUCGGUUCCGACAUAUGCGGCUUUAAUGGCGAAACAACAGAGGAACUUUGUUUAAGAUGGCAGCAGAUGGGAGCCUUCCACACCUUUAUGAGGAACCAUAAUGCCAUUGGUCUUCCACCUCAAGAUCCCUUCAUGUGGAGAACUGUUACGAAUGCUACCAUAAAAGCCAAUCUUUUCCGCUAUGAAUAUCUACCAUACUUGUACAGCUUGCAUUUUGAAGCAUCCAUGUACGGGAAGACAGUAAUUCGGCCAGUUUUCUAUGAGUAUCCCACUGAUGCUAGGACUCAUAAUCUAGGCGAUGAGUUCCUAUGGGGUAGUUCUAUGCUGAUCGCUCCAGGAGCACAGAGCGUGCAAGCUUACUUGCCCAAAGAUGACUGGUUCUCAGUAUUUGAUUACAAGUACGGGCAGCGCGUAUGGGAUGGGGAACAAAUCUUCCCAGCUCCAUAUGAUUCACUCAUUCCCGCGGAUCUAUCAUUCCUUGCCAAAAGCCCAACAUCACCACAGAGUACACUAGGAGAAAUGCGUUCAAGUCGAUCUCCCGAUAUUGCCGACGGAUUCCUUUAUUGGGACGAUGGCGAGAGCAUAGUUGAAUCGUUUGCUACGCAUCCUUAUUAUCACUGGACAUUUAAUUACAAACAAAGCGAAUUUGGGGCAAGUCUGACAAUCAAAAUGGAACACGAGGCGAACGAUCUGAAAGUUCCCACGCUAGAUACCGUGGAAAUUUUCAACUACAAGUAUCCCAUCAAUAUGGAAAAGCAGACAUUCACGUUAAACGGAAAUGAGGUUAGUAAAUAACC